AUCACGAGAAGCAUAAAAAAGCGAAAGAAGUUUCAGAACCAAGAUGUUGCUCUUCAAAGUCUCUCUACUUCUCUUGUUGGUGGCUUCGACCGUACGUUGCGCUUCAGCCGCUGUGAGUUCUUCUUGGCAAGUGGCCAACUUUACCGGCUCUGUGGAACGCGUCUCAACCCAAGAUGGAUAUGACGAGACUGAUUUCUACUACCCUGUUGUGGACCCUGAGGAACCCGUCAACUUCCCCUUCAUUGUCUUCUUGUCGGGAGGACUGGUUGACAAGAGCCUUUACAGUAACUUUGCUUUCGCAUUAGCUUCGUACGGAUACAUUGUGGUGAUUCCCAAUCAUCAGCAAACGAUAGUGCCGAACAUGCCUCCUGAUCUUUGGGCUUCUCAACUUACUCCGUCCGAUGUCUUGCUGGAUCUCACCGUCCGGUCCCAAACUUCCUCUUCUCCUCUCUUUGAGAUCGUGGAUACCACCCGAGGGGGGCUCAGUGGGCAUUCCAAUGGAGGAGGCGCCGUUCUGUUUGCAAGCUCAUCCCAGUGCCAAAUUCCCUUUUGCUUUGGACCUGUCUUUGAGCGCCCCGACGCGUUUCGUGCCACUGUGGCCAUAUCCACCCACCUCAUCCCACAGGGUGGACCUCCUGGAGCAAACAUAGACGAACCCGUCAAUGUGGACAAUGAGAUUCCCGUGGCUCUGAUCAAUGGUGAGUUGGAUUCCAUGGGGGACGUUUGCAAGUCUUGGCCUCUGGUUGAAGAAGAAAAGGAUAUGAUCAUUGUGGAGGGGACCAAUCAUUGGGCAGUCACCAACAUUCAAGAUCCUCCCGGCAAUACUCCAGAUGAAUUUCCCCAGACGCGUUCUCAGGAAUGGAGCAAUCAGAUGUUUGCCAAGUGGACGGCGAUUGUCUUUGACGCCUAUCUUAAGCAAGACUUGCCAGCGUUCGAUCCCGAAGACGUGGAUGAGGGUGUUUCGAUCAACGAGCAUUGUCAGUCGGAUCAGGAAACAGAGGCGCUAUCCACCCCGACCACCUCCAAUAGUGAGCUAUCCACAGCCUUGAUUGUUGCAUUGUCAUUGUGUUUGUCAUUUUUGCAUCAUGUUGGUUGCGGUUGGAGCCUAUUGCUUUUACCAAAGGAGCCGUUCUUCUACAAAGGCGGACUCUGUGGAUGAAGCAAGCCCAGCGGAAAAGCCAACUCUCGAGCCAACCGAGAACAUCGCUGAAGAAACUCUCAAUGAACCGCAAUUCGUAGACAUGUAGUUUGCAGCAGGCGCCGGUAGAGCUUGCGGAGCCGGAUGAUGUAAGCACGCUGUUUUCCAUGCUCUCAGGAUGUGUUUGAGUUUGUGAAGAUCAAGAUACGGUAGAUCUCUGUUGACUAAGAAUGUAUGACUGCAUGUACCUGAAGCUGCUUGCUCCCUAUAGCCCCCGUAGAGAUUUCACUGCUCCAGACUGAG
Messenger RNA from Seminavis robusta, 1441 nucleotides. The record is from the annotation of a GenBank genome assembly. NCBI's taxonomy places the organism in Eukaryota, Bacillariophyta, Bacillariophyceae, Naviculales, Naviculaceae.